GCUUUCAUUCUGUGCAUUCUGGAUUCUCUUGUUAUUGGCGUCGUCCCGCGAUUCCCGCGGCCGCGUCCUCUACACGCGCUCUCGAUUUCACUCGAUUUUUAAAAAGGUUCCUUCAAUCUGCAAUCAUGUUACGAAACUCAUUAAUUACUAUGUUAAAAUAUUUUUGAUUUUCUAUUUUAAGUUGUGCAAAUGAUUGCCCAUAAAAUCAAGAAAAAUAGUUCCUACAACUAAAAGAAGAAACAUGUUCCCAUUUGUUGUGUUUUUUGUUGUGGUGGGAAUCGGAAUUAUUGAAAGUUCGGCUGCUAAUUCUAAUUAUCAUACCGAUGAUUUAGGAACGAUUAUUUUUGCCAAUAUCCUCUUUAGGCAUGGAGAUAGAACACCUAUCGAUCCUUGUCCAAACGAUCCAUAUCGGAAUGAAUCCUUAUGGCCUGUACCUUUUGGUCAGUUAACAAAUUUAGGAAGACAUCAACACUUGCUCCUCGGCCGUUGGUUGAGAAAUCGUUAUAGUAAAAUUUUGCCCGAGACAUACACAUACUAUGAUAUUUAUGUCCGAAGUACGGAUGUCGAUCGAACUCUAAUGUCAGCCGAAUCGAAUCUAGCAGGUUUAUAUCCUCCAAAAGGAAGUCAAAUUUGGGACAGUAUUAAAUGGAUGCCAAUACCAGUACACACGAUAACACAAACACAAGAUAAUUUACUAGCAAUGAAAAAGUAUUGUCCAAGAUACGAGUAUGAGUUGGAAAAUUUGAAAAAUUCGCCAGAAAUGAAACGUAUUGAUCAAGAUAAUGCGAAACUCUAUUCGUACCUUACACAGCAUUCCGGCAAGAAAAUUAAUUCACUAGAAGAGAUAGAGUUUCUUUAUAACUCGCUUUAUAUCGAGGAACUUUAUAACAAACCUUUACCGGAGUGGACAAAGUAUGUGUAUCCUGAGAAGAUGAAGCCUCUUGCUGAAAAAAGUUUUGCGAUUCCAUGCUACAACAAAAUUCUUCGGCGAUUAAAGGCGGGACUUUUAGUCGGUGAAAUGGUUCAACAUUUGGUGGAAAAGUCCAGAAAUUCUCUGAAGCCAGAUCGAAAAUUAUGGAUAUACAGUGCUCAUGACGAAACGGUUGCAAAUUUCUUGAUGGCUCUUGGAUUAUUUGAUCUUCACUGUCCACCAUACGCUGCUACUGUUUUGAUGGAGUUGAGGCUCAAUUCUCAAAAAGAGCACAUAGUUACGAUUUCUUACAAGAACUCAAGUGACGAGCCAACAUUAUUAACUCUGCCAGGUUGUAUCCUAGCAUGUCCAUUGAGCCAGUUCGUGAGACUUACGAAAAGUCUCAUACCAGAAAAUUGGGAGCAAGAAUGUAGACUUAGAUUUGAGUCAAAUGAGUACAUGAAUAGUACAGGAAUUAUAGAAAUUUUAACGGCAUCCGUAUUGAUGUUGAUAUUGAUACUAAUGCUGAUUAUUGGAUUGGUGUACUGGCAUCAUAAACGGGAACACGCCCAGUAUUAUUUACGACUCACGACUGAGCCAAUGUAAUUGGAACUACGCUACCUCAAGGUUUAUACAACGAGCAUGAAAUUGUAUUAUUUUUAUCUCUUCUGAAUUUUUUAACGUUUAAAGUUUCCGAAAGUCUGAUCUUCCAGAAGUUAACUUAGGAAUCGACCAAAUUCUCGCCUCAUAUUCGUUUGGGUACAUAUAAUAUAUUAUAAUUAUAAUGUUGAUUCAAUGAUAAAAUCCAAUAAGUCAGAAGGAGAGAAGUUUUUGGUAUCGCCAAUUUGCAUAAUAUCAAAAGAUUUUUGCUCUUGAUGUGUUUUCCUUAAAUUUGACCAUGAAAGACUGUGCAGUAAUGAUUGGAUGAAGUGAAGCCUGAAGAAAAUUAAUUAAGUUCACUUGAUGUGAACUAUACUAUUUAUUGUGGCGUCUACAGUCGAGUCUUGAAUACGUACAAGCUGUACUUUAUUCAGUAGAUGAAGCAGCUCAUUCUUUUAACUCACCUUUCCUGGAGCCUAUUUUGCGAAAUGAGCCCAUAUGAAUUUUAAUGAGUAUAGUCAGGCGAUUUGUACAUUUUUUAACUAAACUAGUUUUUUUAACGUAUGCUCCUUUGCAAUGUUUACGUCGAUAAGUUACUUAAGGAAGGCAAUUUUGUGAUAAAGUAUUAAUUAUAAAAACGAUUGAAAGUUUGUGAAAUAUAGAGAAUGUUUGAAGAGAA
Messenger RNA from Belonocnema kinseyi, 2189 nucleotides. RefSeq names its product prostatic acid phosphatase-like. Gene Ontology annotation, molecular function: phosphatase activity. The record is from RefSeq and is a predicted model, not a curated record. The transcript has 6 exons. Gene Ontology annotation, biological process: dephosphorylation. Lineage: Eukaryota; Metazoa; Arthropoda; Insecta; Hymenoptera; Cynipidae. Bases 242 to 1516 code for a protein of 424 amino acids.